Vicugna pacos (alpaca) is the source of this 1708-nucleotide messenger RNA. RefSeq names its product free fatty acid receptor 4 (gene FFAR4). Gene Ontology annotation, biological process: G protein-coupled receptor signaling pathway. Gene Ontology annotation, molecular function: G protein-coupled receptor activity. Gene Ontology annotation, cellular component: plasma membrane. The record is from RefSeq and is a predicted model, not a curated record. NCBI's taxonomy places the organism in Eukaryota, Metazoa, Chordata, Mammalia, Artiodactyla, Camelidae.
AAGGAGGCUGGGGAGGCCUUGUAGGAUUUCUGAGGGUUCAAGAGGUAGGGUUUCUGGGCCCCGAGGGUGCUCCACAUGGGUCAGAGGGCGUGAGGCCUCUGCCAGAGCUGCGGCCUCCCUCCCAACCCCGGGUGUUUCCAGCCAGAGUCGCAGGCACUUCCUCGUUCCCGCGCGCCCCAGGCUCAGCUCGAAACGCCCAGCGCCGGCGCUGCUCAGGUGGGAGGGGGCCAGAGGAGAGAUGUCGCAACCGCCUCCCUUCCUCUUUCCCCGCCUAGGCGCUCAGUCACCUCCCAGAUGAGUGCACUCGCAGACGGCUGCGGGGCCGUGGGGAGCCGGGCAUGUCCCCUGAGGGCGCGCAGACGGCGGGCACUGAGCCCGCGCGCAGCCUGGAGAGGGCCAACCGCACCCGCUUCGCUUUCUUCUCCGAUGUCAAGGGCGACCACCGGCUGGUGCUGAGCGCCGUGGAGACCGUGGUGCUGGCACUCAUCUUUGCGGUGUCGCUGCUGGGCAACGUGAGCGCCUUGGUGCUGGUGGCGCGCCGGCGGCGCCGAGGCACCACCGUCAGCCUGGUGCUCAACCUUUUCUGCGCGGACUUGCUCUUCACUAGCACCAUCCCUCCUGUGCUGGCGGUGCGUUGGACCGAAGCCUGGCUGCUGGGCCCGGUCGCCUGCCACCUGCUCUUCUACGUGAUGACCCUGAGCGGCAGCGUCACCAUCCUUACGCUGGCGGCCGUCAGCCUGGAGCGCAUGGUGUGCAUCGUCCGCCUGCAGCGCGGCGUGCGGGGCCCAGGGCGGCGGGCGCGGGCGGUGUUGCUCGCGCUCAUCUGGGGCUACUCGGCGCUCGCCGCGCUGCCCCUCUGCCUCUUCUUCCGCGUGGUCCCUCAGCGGUUCACCGGCGCCGACCAGGAGAUUCUGAUUUGCACACUGGUUUGGCCCAGCAUUGCCGGAGAAAUCUCCUGGGAUGUGUCAUUUGUGACUUUGAACUUUUUGGUCCCGGGACUACUUAUUGUGAUCAGCUACUCCAAAAUUUUACAGAUCACGAAGGCAUCCAGGAAGAGGCUGACGAUGAGCCUGGCGUACUCGGAGAGCCACCAGAUCCGCGUGUCGCAGCAGGACUUCCGGCUCUUCCGCACCCUCUUCCUGCUCAUGAUCUCCUUCUUCAUCAUGUGGAGCCCCAUCAUCAUCACCAUCCUCCUCAUCCUCAUCCAGAACUUCCAGCAGAACCUGGUCAUCUGGCCGUCCCUCUUCUUCUGGGUGAUGGCCUUCACGUUCGCCAACUCAGCCGUCAACCCCAUUCUCUACAACUUGUCACUGUUCAGGAACGAAUGGAGGAAAAUUUUCCACUGCUGCUUCUUCCCAGAAAAGGGAGCCAUGUUUACAGACACGUCUGUCAGAAGAAAUGAUCUGUCCGUUAUUUCCAGCUAGUUACUGUUUCUCUAUAGACAUGUAUUUGUCGCUCUCUGGCAAGUCGUGGUGUGUUUUCAAAGGGAGUUAAUUUCCGGACCAUUGCACCAGUGUACCUGCUUUAAGAAAAUGUAACCUAUGCAAAUACUUAUUUACAGCGCCAGUAAAUUAAGGGGUGAUCAUUCAGAAUUACAAUUUUAUCCUUCGUAAAAGGAUUUGCUGGGGAUUCUUUCCAAUAUGAACUUUUUCAGUGUAUUAGUAAUAGGAUUGAAUUUAAUAAAUUUUUAUUUAUAACUGUUCAGCAA